Messenger RNA from Procambarus clarkii (red swamp crayfish), 474 nucleotides. Its product is annotated as salivary glue protein Sgs-3-like. NCBI's taxonomy places the organism in Eukaryota, Metazoa, Arthropoda, Malacostraca, Decapoda, Cambaridae. The record is from RefSeq and is a predicted model, not a curated record. Gene Ontology annotation, cellular component: keratin filament.
AUGAUCACGCCAGAAAUUCCAAACCUUCAUUGUCCAAACUCACUCCGGAUUUGGCCAUUAACUCGUAGUUCAGUGAGAUCAACUUCCUGCCAGCCAACAGACUCCCAGCCCACAACCACCCAGCCCACAACCUGCCAGCCCACAGUCUCCAAGCCCACAGCCUCCCAGCCCACAGCCUCACAGCCCACAGCCACCCAACCCACAGCCUGCCAGCCCACAGCCUCCCAGCCCACAGCCUCACAGCCCACAGCCUCACAGGCCACAGCCACCCAGCCCACAGCCUCCCAACCCACAGCCCCCCAGCCCACAGCCUCCAAGCCCACAGCCUCCCAGCCCACAGCCUCCAAGCCCACAGCCUCCCAGCCCACAGCCUCACAGCCCACAGCCUCCCAACCCACAGCCCCCCAGCCACAGCCUCAAAGCUCACAGCAUCAGAGACUGAAUGUUUAUGUACGAAAAACACCCCACACAUGA